This is a messenger RNA of Schistocerca serialis cubense, 1184 nucleotides long. RefSeq lists its product as uncharacterized. The transcript is spliced from 8 exons. The record is from RefSeq and is a predicted model, not a curated record. Bases 216 to 1184 code for a protein of 322 amino acids. NCBI's taxonomy places the organism in Eukaryota, Metazoa, Arthropoda, Insecta, Orthoptera, Acrididae.
GUAUACAUGUGAAGUGUUACGACAGAAAAAGGAACCUGUGACCACUGGAGAUUGAUGGAUCGCAGUUGACAAUAAAUGAAGAUGGACUAAUUAAUGAGCUCUUUCCUGCUGGAGAACUGUGGAAUUUUAUUGCAAAAAGACUGAAUCUCUCAACCCAGCUGAUAGUAAAAAAGGAUCCUUCCUGUGGCUCCUAUGAUAAUGGCCAAUGGUCAGGGAUGGUAGGUGAUGUCAAUGAAGGAAAAGCACAUGUUGGGCUCUCAUUAUUCACAAUGUCUGCAGCAAGGACAUCAGUGGUUUCAUUUACAACACCUAUAUUUCUUGGAAGGUACUAUAUAUUCAUCAGAAGUGAUGGAAUUACUCAGUUGGGUCCAAAUCCACUGGAGCUUCUUGUUCCACUGAAACAUGAUUUGUGGCUGGCUAUUAUGUUUACUUUAUUUGCCUAUACCAUUGUCAUGGGAGGUAUAUUUUAUCUACAGAGGAAACCAUUAUGUGAUGCUAUCUUUUCAGUCAUUGGAGCAUUUGUUCAGAAAUAUGAUGAAACUACUAGUUACCACCACAGGAUCACAUCAGAACAAUGCCUACGAUUUGCAGCUUAUAUCACAGGGUCUGUCUUGCUAUCAGCGUAUUCUGCAGGGAUUAUCUCCAUACUUACUGUCAGUGAGCAAAAGCUACCAUUUCAGAAUUUUGCUGAAAUUGAACAGGAUGGUUCAUAUAUGCUGAGCGUCACUGGAAACUCCUUCGAGUAUGAUUUUUUUAAGCUGUCACAGCAAAAGCUCCUGCAAAAGUUGUUCAGUAAACAAAUGGACAUUCAUAAUCCACCAAGAACAAAACCUGAAGGUCUAUCUAGAGUGUGCACAGAAAACAAGUAUGCCUUCCUGUCAACUGAUCUGUCCAUACAAAGCUCAUGGAAUCAUCAAAACUGCAAUGUUAUAGCAGUUCCAAUUGAUAUGUUCCGCUGUACUCUUGCACUGAUAUUAAGAAAAAAUAGCCCAUAUAUUGGAGCCAUGAAUUUCCACAUCCAGAUAUUAAGAGGAGCUGGUUUGCUGAAUCAUAUGUUAAUUUUUUACAAUAUUCGUGAUACAUCAUCUCACCAGUUGGAAGUUGAAAGCAAUGUCAUGGAAAUCAAGAAUGUUGUUCCUAUUAUCUGUUGGAUCAGGAGCAUGCCACUCCUACUCAUCAGAUAA